AUGAUUCUCGAUAUAUUGUCUUACUUUGGGAUCUCCUUUGGCUUUAUAUUUCUAACAUUAGCCAUUGCCUCCGGGUUGUACUAUCUCAGUGAGCUUGUGGAGGAGCAUUCGGAACCAACAAAGAGAAUCUUGCAAAAAAUCACCUAUUCAGUAAUUAUAAUAUUAAUAUUGUUGUUUGUGGUGGAUGGCUUUCCACUAUGGCUUAUUUUAUUUGGAAUUGGCUUGAACAUAUUGUAUCUAAGAGAUUUGAAGAAGUUCCCAUAUUUAAAUUUGGACGAUUAUGAAUUUCUUCUUUCGUUGGGCCUAACUCUAUUAAACCACUAUUUAUGGUUCAGAUAUUUCAACAACGUGAACAAGAACAUUCCUUCAAUUGAAGAGAGGAUGAGAGCUGACUACAAGCCGCCACAUAUUCCAUCAUUCAGUGAAAUAUCGAGUUUUUUUGCAUUGUGUGUAUGGCUCAUUCCUUUCUCCUUAUUUGUUUCCCUAUCUGCUGGUGAAAAUAUACUACCAAUUACUAGCACAAAUGAUCCAGUUUUCAGAAAAAAGAGUGUAGGUUUACUAAAGGUCCUUAUAGCUAAAUUAAGAGAUUUUUGUAUUGAGGUGUCUAGAACUUUGGGAAUAAAAUUCGGUUCUAGUUCCAAUAGGCAUGAUAGAUAUGUUUAG
Molecule: messenger RNA, 663 nt
Organism: Ascoidea rubescens DSM 1968
Lineage: Eukaryota; Fungi; Ascomycota; Saccharomycetes; Ascoideales; Ascoideaceae
Gene: SVP26
Product: Svp26p
Exons: 2
Coding region: 1-663 (220 amino acids)
Biological process (GO): endoplasmic reticulum to Golgi vesicle-mediated transport
Cellular component (GO): endoplasmic reticulum membrane; Golgi membrane; COPII-coated ER to Golgi transport vesicle
Molecular function (GO): COPII receptor activity
Source: RefSeq, a predicted model, not a curated record